This is a messenger RNA of Lathyrus oleraceus (garden pea), 577 nucleotides long. RefSeq lists its product as uncharacterized. Gene Ontology annotation, molecular function: cysteine-type peptidase activity. The record is from RefSeq and is a predicted model, not a curated record. The transcript is spliced from 5 exons. Lineage: Eukaryota; Viridiplantae; Streptophyta; Magnoliopsida; Fabales; Fabaceae. Bases 2 to 556 code for a protein of 184 amino acids. Gene Ontology annotation, biological process: proteolysis.
GAUGCGCCCCAAUGGUUUGGACGUGUCAUUCGGAUUCUUAGCACCCGCGACCGUCAACUUAGGUUUAAUCUUAAGUAGACCGGAUACCGUGACGGAGUACGUUCUUCGGAUCCUCAUGGACAAUAAAGAUGCGGAGAAGUUGUUUUUUAUACCGUUUAAUACCGGUGGACAUUGGUUGUUGCUCGCAAUCAAUCCUAUCCGAGAAAUUGUGUAUUAUCUUGACUCGUUAGGAAAUGAUUGGACAACAUACCCGGAUAUGAAGGUCCUAAUUGACACCGUCCUACAAGCUUUUCGGGCCCAACGAGAUAUCCAAACCUCAAGGAGGGGCGCCAACUCCAUUACAUGGAUUAAAGUGGCGUGUCCUCAACAACGUAAUCAAAUAGAUUGCGGGUAUUUCAUGUUGAGGUUUAUGCGAGAUACUCUUGCUUUGGGCCGAUUAAAGAUUCCCACCGAUUACUUUGAUGAAUUCAAGUGUGCAUUUUAUACAAAGGAUCAAGUGGACGAAAUCAAAGAGGAGUGGUGUCAAUUCAUGAUAAAGCUCAAUGUUUGUUUAUAAAUUUGUGUAAUUAAUGUGUAC